AUGUCGAGCUUUGGCAACUACUUUCGCGUGACGACCGCGGGGGAGUCCCACGGCAAGUGUGUCUCCUGCAUCAUCGAGAACUGCCCGCCAGGCCUUGCCCUCACUGAGGAUGACAUCCAGCCGCAGCUCAACCGUCGACGUCCAGGCCAGUCGGCCAUUACUACCCCGCGCGACGAGAAGGACCGCGUGACGAUAGGAUCUGGAUGCGAGUUCGGGCGCACCUUGGGCUCCCCCAUAACGCUCUCAGUAAUGAACGAAGAUCAACGCCCGAAGGACUACGCAGCAAAAACGACAGAUGUCUACCCGCGUCCCUCCCACGCCGACUGGACCUAUCUCGAGAAGUACGGAAUUAAGGCCUCCUCCGGGGGCGGCCGGAGCAGCGCCCGCGAGACCAUCGCCCGCGUCGCCGCCGGCGCCGUCGCUGAGAAGUGGCUGCGCGAGGCCUACGGCGUCGAGAUUGUCGCCUUUGUGUCCUCGGUCGGCAAGAUCAAGCUCUUCGACGACAUCGACUCCCUCAGCAGCGACCCCAAGUUCCUCGAGCUCGUCGACACCCUCACCCGCGACAAGGUUGACGAGUUUCUGCCGGUGCGGUGCCCUGAUACUGCUAUUAUGAAGCGUAUGGAGGACAUGAUUGCCGAGCUCCGCGACAAGCACGACUCCAUCGGCGGCACAGUCACCUGUAUUAUCCGCGGGUGCCCGUCCGGCCUCGGCGAGCCGUGCUUUGACAAGCUUGAGGCUCUCCUCGCGCACGCCAUCAUGUCAAUUCCUGCGACCAAGGGCUUUGAAAUUGGCUCUGGCUUCCAUGGCGCCGAGAUGCGCGGAUCCGUCCACAACGACCCCUUCGUAUCCACCCCCGCCGCCGCUAAGGCUACGACACCAGGCGCUAGCGUUGGCAUCCCUCCCUCCCGCCUAUACACUAAGACGAACCACUCGGGUGGCAUCCAGGGUGGCAUCUCUAACGGCAUGCCCAUCUUCUUCCGUGUUGCGUUCAAGCCCCCCGCUACAAUCUCCCAGGACCAGACUACCGCGCGCUAUGAUGCUUCCGGUGAGGGCGUCCUAGCCGCUAAGGGCCGUCACGACCCUAAUGUUGUCCCUCGCGCAGUACCUAUCGUUGAGGCUAUGGCCGCUCUAACGAUCGCGGACGCCCUUAUGGCUCAGCAUGCGAGGCAGAUGGGUAUGAAGAUUGCUUCAGCUGGAAGGUAG
This is a messenger RNA of Cordyceps fumosorosea ARSEF 2679, 1203 nucleotides long. RefSeq names its product chorismate synthase. Gene Ontology annotation, cellular component: cytosol. The transcript has 3 exons. NCBI's taxonomy places the organism in Eukaryota, Fungi, Ascomycota, Sordariomycetes, Hypocreales, Cordycipitaceae. Gene Ontology annotation, biological process: chorismate biosynthetic process; aromatic amino acid biosynthetic process. The record is from RefSeq and is a predicted model, not a curated record. Gene Ontology annotation, molecular function: chorismate synthase activity; FMN binding. The coding region runs from base 1 to 1203 and encodes 400 amino acids.